Molecule: messenger RNA, 1598 nt
Organism: Liolophura sinensis
Lineage: Eukaryota; Metazoa; Mollusca; Polyplacophora; Chitonida; Chitonidae
Product: cytochrome P450 2U1-like
Exons: 8
Coding region: 1-1275 (424 amino acids)
Biological process (GO): xenobiotic metabolic process
Cellular component (GO): intracellular membrane-bounded organelle; cytoplasm
Molecular function (GO): iron ion binding; heme binding; oxidoreductase activity, acting on paired donors, with incorporation or reduction of molecular oxygen, reduced flavin or flavoprotein as one donor, and incorporation of one atom of oxygen
Source: RefSeq, a predicted model, not a curated record
AUGGGGGCUCAAAACACGGUAGUGCUAAACAGCUACGAAGUCAUAAAGGAGGCCUUUGUGACCAAGUCAGACAUCUUCAAUGACCGUCCUCGCCAUCUCUCUAGCAUCAAAAAAACCAGCGGAGCGAAAGGUGUGAUUUGGCAAAAUGGUGAAACAUGGAAAGCUCUUCGACGGUUCACGCUGUCCACUUUGAGGGACUUCGGUGUGGGUAAAAACAUUCUCGAGGAGAGAAUCAUGGACGAAGUUGAAGAAGUCACCAAGAUUUUCCUUGCCUCUGAAGGACGUCCUGUGGCCCACCCUAAGGAACCCCUGUCGAAGGCCAUCGCCAAUAUCAUCUCCGCCCUUGUUUUCGGUAACAGAUUCGAGUAUGACGACCCUGAACUUAUCGCCCUGUUGGACAUCAUUGAACAAGCCUUUGCCGCCGGGGCGGCCCAGUACCGCCCAGAGACUUUUCUCCCCUUCCUGAAGUACCUGCCAGUCAACAGUGAGAAAUGGAAGAAAAUCCUAGCAGCUCGUGAUCACAACUACCGCUUCAUCAAAGGACAGAUCGAUAAUCAUCGUAAAACAUACGACAUGAACAACGUUCGGGAUUUCAUUGAUACUUACAUCGCUGUGACGAGUGGACAAAAAGAGGGCCAGAAGUUUGAAGAGGAUGAUAUGUUCCGCUUAAUCCUUGACUUAUACGUGGCUGGCUCCGAAACUACGGCUACAAAUCUGAACUGGUCUGUUCUCUACAUGAUCGCUUACCCAGAGAUUCAGAGGAAAUGCCAAGAAGAAAUUGACAGGGUGAUUGGAAGCCGCCGGGUUAGCAUGAAAGAUCGCGGAUCACUUCCAUAUUUAGAAGCUACACUAAAAGAGAUAGAGCGUUGCUCUUCUAUCGCCACAAUGACUGUUCCACAUCGUGCAAAUAGGGAAACCACACUUGGCGGUUACAAAAUCCCCAAAGACACCAUCGUGCUGUGUAAUCUAUAUGCGGCUUUGAGAGAUCCCAAAUGCUGGGACUUCCCCGACGAGUUUUUCCCAGAGCGGUUCUUGACAGCCGAUGGUAAGCUGGAUCCGAAGAAACAGGAAUACCUCAUUCCCUUCGGUGUCGGUCCCCGGGUUUGCCUAGGGGAAGGUCUGGCCAGAAUCGAGUUGUUCCUCAUCUUCAGCAAUCUUAUACAGAGGUUUAAAUUCACUAAAACGGCAGGAACUCAAGUCGUUGAUGUGAUAGAAGGUACCAAUACAACUACACGGAACCCCAAACCUUACCAAUUGAUCAUCAACAAGAGAUAGAGGGUAGUUAGACCGCGUGGAAAGGAAUGUAAUGCAAAACAUACCUAACUAGCAACUGAAUCGAAAACUGGUAAAGGAAGAAAUGAUGAAAUGUAUAAUUCCCUUGACGACUAACCCUAAAAAUAUUGUAAUUUGCAAGCAGAGCGAUAGAAUAAAGCCACACGAGACCAAUGUACAUGUAGACAAGAUGCACGGAAAAAGGGUAAUACAAACACUAAAAAAUACCAUUACCGUGCUUUAACUGGUGAGCCUGCAAGGUACGACGAUGACGCGAAAAAGACCAAGUGGCGUACUUUUUUUAUUUUUUUUAAUAUGCAAAUUCA